Molecule: messenger RNA, 1222 nt
Organism: Hydractinia symbiolongicarpus
Lineage: Eukaryota; Metazoa; Cnidaria; Hydrozoa; Anthoathecata; Hydractiniidae
Product: palmitoyl-protein thioesterase 1-like
Exons: 8
Coding region: 71-979 (302 amino acids)
Biological process (GO): receptor-mediated endocytosis; protein depalmitoylation
Cellular component (GO): lysosome
Molecular function (GO): palmitoyl-(protein) hydrolase activity
Source: RefSeq, a predicted model, not a curated record
CAGUCUAGUGUUUUGUUAAGGUGAGAAAACGAAAGUCACAAACUCUUAUUGUAUUGUAUUGUAAAUUAACAUGGAGUCGCCGUUGAGAUUUUUUCUGCUUCUUUUUUUUGCUGCACUUUCCUCAACUUUUGGACUACCAGCUACUAAUACCUCUUUGCCAGUGGUGAUAUGGCACGGAAUGGGUGACUCAUGCUGCAACCCAUUAAGUAUGGGCAGCAUUAAGCGUAUGGUUGAAGCCAAAAUACCCGGGAUAUAUGUGAGGUCAUUGAUGAUAGGUGACAAUAUAAUUGAGGAUACUGAGAAUGGAUUUCUUCUUAAUGCAAACACCCAAGUUGAGCAAGUGUGUCAUAAGUUGGCUUCUGAUCCCAAACUAAAAAAUGGUUACAAUUCAAUGGGAUUUUCACAAGGUGGACAGUUUCUACGAGCCGUUGCUCAGAGAUGUCCGAGUCCUCCUAUGGUUAACCUAAUCUCGUUUGGUGGCCAACAUCAAGGAGUCUACGGGAUUCCACGAUGUCCUGGCGAAAACUCAACGCUCUGCGAUUACAUGCGCAAAUUGUUGAAUCUGGGUGCAUACAUCAGUUGGAUACAAAAUCAUUUAGUGCAGGCGGAGUACUGGCACGAUCCUUUAGCAGAAGCGGAGUACCGCGAAAAAAGUAUUUUCCUUGCCGACAUCAAUCAAGAAAAGACUGUCAACCAAACCUACAAAGAAAACUUAAUGAAACUCAAGAAUUUUGUGUUAGUUAAGUUUGGUCAAGAUACGAUGGUUGAUCCGAAAGAGUCCGAGUGGUUUGGAUUUUACACGCCCGGUCAAGGGGAACAUACACAGACGUUGCAAGAAAGCACACUUUAUACCGAGGACCGCCUUGGCUUGCAAGAGAUGGAUAAGGCUGGCAAGCUUCAUUUCCUCAUCGCUGAUGGAAAUCAUCUGCAGUUUACACAAGAAUUUUUUAACGAAAAAAUUUUGCCAUUUUUAAAAUAACUAUGCAAAUGCGUGAAAUUUUCAGUCGCUAAAUUUAAAAAGGAUGCUUUCCAUUAAUUUUAGACAUUAAUUUCCUAUUAUCAAUUUAAAUUUUUUUAUAUUUUUUCAAUUUUAAUUAUGAUAUUUUCUUUCACAUGCGUUUUCCCCCGUAUUUGACGCAUUGAACUUCGCCCGUUAUUAAAAAAACUAUUACGCAACUUUUAUAGUAAAAUAAUGUUUUGUUCAAUAUAUUAUUCUUGCUAA